GUGUGUGUGUGUGUGUGUGUGUCUCCAGGUGUGAACAGCAGUGUGAAGUUUUAUUGUGAAGCUAGGAACCUCAGAGGGAUCUCGGUGUCCAGAACAGGAACCGUCCACAUUAAAGUGUUGCCGUCGGCGCCGGUUGAGCUGCAGGUUCUGAAGAUGGAGGACAACAAUGUCACGUUGUCAUGGAAACCAGGAGUCACAGGACACUCAGAGCUGUCCAGCUGCAAAAUCCAGGUGAGGCAGUCAGCUGGGAGGCUCAGAGUGAAGCACCUCCUCCUCCAGCAGGAGGUGCAGGUUCCUCCUCACAGGCUGCAGCUGUCUGCUCUCUACAGUCACUGGAACUACAGCUUCAGAGUGUCCUGCGUCAACGAGGUGGGGGAGUCGCCCCCCUCCCCCUGGCUCUCCUUCCUCACACCUGAGUCAGUGCCCUCCGCAGCUCCCAGGAAUCUGACCUUUGACCUGUCAGAGAAGGAGCUGAUCCUGAGGUGGGCGGGGCUUCAGGAGGAGGAGCUUCAGGGCAAACUGCUGGCCUACAAGCUGCAAUGGAUUCUGGGAGGAGAAUCACAGGAACCUCUGCUGUUUAAGGAAACGUCAGCGCUGCUCUCUGGAGGAGGACGAUUCUUUAACGCUUCCUUCCAGGUGUCGGCCUGCACAGUGGUGGGAUGUGGACCGUGGAGCGCUGCGGUGCUGGUUCUGCCUGCCUCAGUGCAGGUCUCGGUCCAGCGGAGCCACAUGUGGGUGGGGCUUCUGCUCGGGCUGCUGGUUGCCACGGUGACGGGUCUGCUGCUGACAUCACUAGCCCGCCACCGCGAGAAAGAAACGCAGUUUGGCUCGGUGUUCGAGUCUCGAGGUCCAGAAAGUUCUGUUUCCUUCAGAGCGGCUCGGUCCUUCAACCGGACCUGCUCAGACCUGCAGGAGUCCACAUUGGAAAGUCUCUGCAUCAACGAUGACCUGAAGAACAAACUGCAGGACGUGUUGAUCCCAGAGAGGCAGCUCACCUUGGGACACAUGCUGGGGAAAGGUGAGUUUGGCUCAGUCCGUGAGGCCUACCUGAAGACUGAUGACUCAUCAGUUCAGAGAGUUGCAGUCAAAGUGCUGAAAUCUGACAUCACCUCAUCAGGUGACAUCGAGCAGUGUCUGAAGGAGGCGGCUUACAUGAAGGACUUCCACCAUCCCAACGUCAUCCAGCUCAUAGGAGUGAGUCUGCACCGGCGCCACAAUCAGCGGCUGCCGAUCCCGAUGGUCGUUCUGCCGUUCAUGAAACACGGAGACCUGCAUACGUUCCUGCUGCUGAGCCGGCUGGGAGAGCAGCCGUUUGACUUGCCUCUGCAGACUCUGGUCCAGUUCAUGUUGGACAUUUCUCGGGGGAUGGAGUACCUGAGCAGCAGGAACAUCAUCCACAGAGACCUCGCCGCCAGGAACUGCAUGCUGGAUGAGAACAUGUCGGUGUGUGUCGCAGACUUCGGUCUCUCUAAGAAGAUCUACAGCGGAGAUUAUUACAGACAAGGAUCCGUCUCCAAGCUGCCCGUCAAGUGGAUCGCUCUGGAGAGCCUCGCUGACAACGUGUACACAACACACAGCGAUGUGUGGGCGUUUGGUGUGACCAUGUGGGAGAUCAUGACUCGGGGUCAGACUCCGUAUCCCGGUGUGGAGAACUCAGAGAUCUACGAGUAUCUGAUCAAAGGAGAGCGGCUGAAGAAACCUGCUGACUGCAGAGAGGACAUCUAUGAGCUCAUGCACAGCUGUUGGAGUCCGGUUCCUAAAUGUCGGCCCAGCUUUCAGCACCUGUUGGUCCAGCUGGAGGCGCUGUGGCUCAGCCUGUCCCCCGCCCCCCCGCUGAAGGAGCCCUUACUCUACGUCAACCUGGAGGGGGAGGAGGGGGGGAGAGGGGGGGUCCCGGGGCCGGAGGGGGCAGCGGGGGGGAGCUGGGCCAUCCCCUGGCAGAGCCGGGCCGAGGACCAGGAGACGGACUGGUUGAUGGUGGGAUCGGCCGCCGCGCUCGCCAUCGGGGGGGAUUACAGGUACAUCAUCGGCCCCCGAGGAGCCGCGGAGGGGGGAGUGGAGGAGGAGGAGGAGGGGGGGGGAGCAGGAAGGAGGAGGGGGGAGGAGGAGGAGGAGGGACGGGGAGCAGGGAGGAGGGACACAUUACAGGAGGAGGUGCGAGACGAAGAGGACGACGCCGUGAUCCAUGUUUGAGGCGUGUUUGGACCAAUCACAGCACUGAUGGUCAGCUGACCUCAGAGGGACGCUCGCUGUGUGUGACAGUAGCAGGCGGGUGGAGACAAGCUCACUGUGAUCACUGACGGUUCAAAUGGACCCGACCCGCACAUUCCCUCACCCAACUGGUUCUGACUGGUUCUAACUGGUUCUGACUGGUCCUGACUGGUUCUAACUAGUUCUAACAGCUGAUUUUCAGACAGGAAGUCACAUUAACACUUUAACACAUUCAGGUUUUGUUCGGUGGAUUCUUGCUGUGCAGUGAAGCUGCGUCACCAGCUGGACGAAGCAGUCAACUGGCCCAGAGACCCGGAGACCCGGAGGCCCGGUGGCCCCUGACCCACGGAGUCGUGUGUAGCAGUUAGUCUCUUGUAAUUUCUGAUGGUGAAUGUGAGGUUGUACUAAACGGACCGGGUCUUCAGUGGAUCUGCAGCUAAUCAUCUAACUACUGAUUCAUCUGCUGAUUGAUUAUAAAACAGGAAACAUCGUCGCUCUUCAUCAGAACCAGUAAACCAGAAACUAUAAAAAAUCCUUAAUGUGAGUUAAUUAUUUCAUCUGGAACUGAACACUAAGCUGAAGCUGAGAAACUUCCUCACAAUGAAGAUCAUGAUGAAGAUGAAGAUGAUGGUGACGAAGCUUCUGGAUCAUUUUGACUUGGCAGGUUUUUCCCGGAUCUUUCAUCAGCUCCGGCUCCUCUGUGAUGAUGAUGAUGAUGAUGAUGAUGAUGAUGAUGAUGAUGAUGAUGAUGAUGCUUUGAUUCCUGUUUAUUGUCGUGACUGUUUGAAGGUUUGAUGAUUCUUAACGUAAACCGGUCUUCAGAUUAAAGAUUAAAGGGUCCAACGGUUCCUGUGUGUUUACACUUAUUAAAAAUGAGUGUCAAACCUUUCAAAAUAAAGCACUGGGUGAUACGUUCCUUUACUUUGAAGAGUUUGGACCUUUAUUUUGAAGAGUUUGUGACGUGCAUUCAACAGUUCUGGACAUUAACAGGAAGU
This is a messenger RNA of Scomber scombrus (Atlantic mackerel), 3206 nucleotides long. It is a transcript of the gene tyro3, whose product is annotated as TYRO3 protein tyrosine kinase. Gene Ontology annotation, cellular component: signaling receptor complex. The transcript is spliced from 16 exons. Bases 154 to 2193 code for a protein of 679 amino acids. Gene Ontology annotation, molecular function: ATP binding; transmembrane receptor protein tyrosine kinase activity; protein binding. Lineage: Eukaryota; Metazoa; Chordata; Actinopteri; Scombriformes; Scombridae. Gene Ontology annotation, biological process: cell surface receptor protein tyrosine kinase signaling pathway; protein phosphorylation; multicellular organism development. The record is from RefSeq and is a predicted model, not a curated record.